AUGGCUUCCCAGCCUCCUCACCCUCUUUCUGGUCAGCCAGCUGGUGCCCAUGAAGAAUACGAAAGUGAAGCUGUCACAGAGACAACAUAUCGCCCCUCAGCCGCCCAUGUGAACAAUACUACUCCGACAAACGAUGCCGCAAAUAAUAUAUACGAAUCCGAAAAUGAUGACGAUGGAUCCGAAGCCAUGUACGAAGCCGUCAGGACGUGGUCGCCUCAGUCGCGACCCGAAUUGGUUCGAAUUGCCUCUGCCUUUUCAAUGGUAGACUCUCAUCCUGAUGCCUCAUCACCCACACUGGACGGAGGCCAACUGAGCCGACGUGAUACUCUUGCUGGAAUCAAGAUUGGUGACCCUGUCCUUGAUCCUACGAAACCCGAAUUCAAUUUCUACAAAUGGGCCCGUAUGUUCUUUCAUAUUAUGGAGGAGGAAGGAAUUAAGCAUAACAGAACUGGAGUCAUGUUUCGCAACCUUACCGUUCUGGGCUCUGGAUCUGCCGUGCAAUAUCAAGACACAUUCCUUUCGCCAUUCGCUGCCCUCUUUCGCCCUGGCGAGCACUGCGGCAAGGACAGGAAUCCAGAGAAGGUUAUACUACACGACUUCAAUGGAGCAAUACGAGAGGGGGAGCUUCUCAUGGUCCUAGGUCGACCCGGCAGUGGAUGCUCUACCUUCCUGAAAGCAAUUUGUGGUGAACUACAUGGCCUUCAAAAGAACAAGGAAUCCGUAAUUCACUACAAUGGAGUGUCUCAACAAACUUUCAAAAAAGAACUCCGCGGCGAAGCUGUAUACAGUGCAGAAGAUGAGCACCAUUUCCCGCAUCUAACAGUUGGUCAGACUCUCGAGUUUGCUGCAGCAGCUCGUACUCCCUCUAAAAGGGUACUCGGCGUUAGCCGUAAGGACUUCUCAACCCACCUGGCGCGGGUGAUGAUGUCGGUUUUUGGCUUGAGCCAUACGUAUAACACAAAAGUCGGCGAUGACUAUGUCCGUGGCGUGAGCGGUGGAGAGAGAAAGCGAGUCAGUAUUGCUGAAAUAGCGCUUGCCGGUGCUCCAAUUUGCUGUUGGGAUAACUCCACAAGAGGUCUUGACUCAGCUACUGCCCUUGAAUUUACAAAGGCUUUGAAAAUUGGCUCCCAGGUUGGUGGUAUUACUCAGUGCCUGGCAAUCUAUCAAGCCAGUCAAGCCAUCUAUGAUAUCUUCGACAAAGUGAUUGUACUCUACGAAGGGCGCCAGAUCUACUUCGGCCCUACCAGAAUUGCAAAGCAAUACUUUGAAGAAAUGGGAUGGUACUGUCCGCCUCGACAGACAACGGCAGAUUUUCUGACCUCUGUGACAAACCCUAAGGAGAGAAUAGCCAAGGAGGGAUAUGAAAACAGAGUCCCACGGACAGCUAUCGAAUUUGAACGAUACUGGAAACAAUCACAGAAUAACAAACUACUUCUCGCUAACAUGGACCACUUCGAGGCUGAAUACCCUUCUGAAGAAGGCCAUCUCAAAGACCUCCGUGAGGCACACGGUCAGGCACAGGCAAAGCAUACGAAGUCUAAAUCCCCGUAUCGAAUCAGUGUGCCUAUGCAAGUGAAAUUAUGUACAGUCCGUGCAUACCAACGCCUUUGGGGAGAUAAGUCGUCUACAAUCGCCACCAACAUCAGUCAAAUCAUGAUGGCUUUGAUUAUUGGUUCUCUUUUCUUUAAUACCCCCCAGACAACCGAUGGUUUCUUUGCAAAAGGUUCCGUCAUUUUCUUCGCCAUCCUUCUCAGCGGUCUAAUGUCAAUCACUGAAAUUAAUGGACUAUGUAAGCACGUCGAUUCGAUCUUCCAGGAUGCUCAACGCCCCAUUGUUGUCAAGCAUGUGAAUUUUGCAUUCUACCAUGCAUAUUCAGAGGCAUUGGCAGGCAUUGUGGCAGAUAUACCCAUCAAGUUUUUCCUGGCUUCGGUAUUUAACGUCAUUAUAUAUUUUUUGGGAGGACUCGAAAGAUCCGCAUCAAAGUUUUUCAUCUUCUUCCUGUUCACUUUCAUUACCAUCCUUGCCAUGUCGGCUAUAUUUCGCACGUUGGCUGCCGCGACCAAAACUAUACCACAAGCUCUUGCCUUGGCUGGAGUCAUGAUACUUGCUCUUGUGAUAUAUACUGGAUUUACCAUACAGCCUUCCUACAUGCACCCAUGGUUCAAAUGGAUCCGCUAUAUCAACCCUAUAGCGUACGCCUACGAAGCAUUACUCACAAAUGAAGUCCAUGGCAACAGCUAUACAUGUGCUACGCCUGUCCCUCCAUACGGUAGUGGGGAAAACUUUGCAUGUCCUGUUGCCGGGGCUGUCCCUGGAGAUAUCUCUUCUUCUGCCGAAUUCCUGGUGUUCCGUCGUGGGCAUCUUCCAAAGAAUUUCCAGGGAUCGAAGGAUGAGGAGGCUGCUGCUGGCGGUAUCAUCCACCCCAAUGACCCAGCUCGCCUACCUUCCAAUAACACCAAUGGUGCAGCCGGAGAGAGUGCCCCUGGUGGCUCUACUGUUGCAGUUAUUCCGCCGCAGAAAGAUAUCUUCACUUGGAGAAAUGUCACUUAUGAUAUCACCAUUAAAGGAGAGCCUCGCCGACUUUUGGACAAUAUCUCGGGCUGGGUCCGUCCAGGCACACUUACUGCUCUGAUGGGAGUUUCUGGUGCCGGCAAAACCACCUUGCUCGAUGCCCUUGCACAACGAACUACCACUGGUGUCAUUACAGGAGAUAUGCUUGUAAACGGCAGACCAUUAGACUCAUCCUUCCAACGGAAAACUGGCUAUGUCCAGCAACAAGAUCUUCAUUUAGAGACCUCAACCGUCCGAGAGGCACUCCGGUUUUCUGCAGAUCUCCGCCAGCCUAAGUCGGUCUCAAAGAAGGAGAAAUAUGAGUAUGUGGAGGAUGUAAUAAAGAUGCUCAGCAUGGAAGAUUUCAGCGACGCUGUCGUUGGAAAUCCCGGAGAAGGACUUAACGUUGAACAACGGAAACUUCUUACUAUUGGCGUUGAGCUUGCAGCAAAGCCCCAGCUUCUGCUAUUCCUUGAUGAGCCUACAUCCGGACUUGAUUCGCAGAGUUCCUGGUCUAUCGUCACAUUCCUUCGAAAGCUUGCGGAUAACGGACAGGCAGUCCUCUCAACUAUCCAUCAACCCUCUGGUAUCCUAUUUGAACAGUUUGACCGUUUGCUCUUUCUAGCCAAGGGCGGCAGAACUGUCUACUUUGGAGAUAUUGGCAAGAACUCGGAGACCUUGCUGAAUUACUUUGAAAUCCACGGAGCAGAACCAUGUGGCCCGAGUGAAAACCCAGCAGAGUAUAUGCUUAAUAUUGUCGGCGCCGGGCCAAGCGGAAAGUCGAAGAUUGACUGGCCAGCGGUAUGGAAAGAAAGCGAGGAGAGCCAUCAUGUUCAACAAGAACUUGACCGAAUCCAAGCAGAAACAAGCAAGAGAAACGAGGGUCAUGGUCAGCCAGCCGAAAAGGAGCCUGGCGAAUUCGCCAUGCCCUUUACUUCUCAGCUAUAUUGUGUUACUGCUCGUGUCUUUCAGCAGUACUGGAGGACGCCUUCGUAUAUCUGGGGCAAAUUGCUCUUGGGUCUGGCAUCGGCCUUGUUCAUUUCUCUUGUCCAACAGAUUAUGCCACGGUUCGUCACACAGCGAGAUCUAUUUGAAGUUCGGGAGCGUCCAUCUCGUGCAUAUAGCUGGAAGGUAUUCCUGUUUGCAAACAUAAUCGUCGAAAUACCCUAUCAGAUCCUCCUCGGAAUAAUUGCAUGGGCUUCGCUCUUCUAUCCCACAUUUGGUAAUCACCUAUCGUCUGAGCAACAGGGAAUUUUUCUACUUUAUUGUGUUCAAUUCUUCAUAUUCGCCUCCACAUUUGCACAAAUGAUAAUUGCCGGUUUACCAGACGCCGAAACGGCUGGAGGAAUCGCCACAACCAUGUUCGGUCUCAUGGUCACCUUCAAUGGCGUUCUCCAGAAACCUAAUGCUCUUCCUGGAUUUUGGAGAUUCAUGUGGCGAGUAUCCCCUAUCACGUAUACGGUGGGCGGCCUUGCAGCAACUUCGCUACACGGUCGAGAGGUGAAAUGUGCGCAGAAUGAGUUGGCAAUAUUUGAUCCUCCAAGUGGAGCUACUUGUGCUCAGUAUCUGCAGAAAUUUGUGGAAGCAGGUGCUCCAGGCAGGCUUUACAAUCCGACGAGUACCAGCCAAUGCCAAUACUGCCCUCUAUCUAACGGCGAUCAAUUCUUAGCAGGCUCUGAAAUAUAUUGGAGUGACCGAUGGAGAAACUUCGGAAUUGGAUGGGCAUAUAUUGUCUUCAAUGUCUUUGCAACUGCUGCACUAUAUUAUCUGAUCCGUGUGAGGAAGUCAUCUGGGCGACCGAAUAGGUUGAUCAGUGUCAUUAUGUAUCACCUUGGCCGGGCUGGAACAUAUUGCCGGGCUGUUAUUACUGGACGAAUGGAGAAAUAUCCUAGGAAACGGGAGCAGAUCGUAUCACAAGGCUACGCUAAUUUUAAUGUUUAUCGAAAGACAUCAGGUCAUUAG
This is a messenger RNA of Nannizzia gypsea CBS 118893, 4512 nucleotides long. RefSeq names its product multidrug resistance protein CDR1. Gene Ontology annotation, cellular component: membrane. Bases 1 to 4512 code for a protein of 1503 amino acids. Gene Ontology annotation, biological process: transmembrane transport. Gene Ontology annotation, molecular function: ATP hydrolysis activity; ATP binding; ABC-type transporter activity. NCBI's taxonomy places the organism in Eukaryota, Fungi, Ascomycota, Eurotiomycetes, Onygenales, Arthrodermataceae. The record is from RefSeq and is a predicted model, not a curated record. The transcript is spliced from 8 exons.